Molecule: messenger RNA, 1241 nt
Organism: Archocentrus centrarchus (flier cichlid)
Lineage: Eukaryota; Metazoa; Chordata; Actinopteri; Cichliformes; Cichlidae
Gene: prkrip1
Product: PRKR interacting protein 1
Exons: 2
Coding region: 296-874 (192 amino acids)
Biological process (GO): negative regulation of protein kinase activity
Cellular component (GO): nucleolus
Molecular function (GO): protein kinase binding; protein kinase inhibitor activity; double-stranded RNA binding
Source: RefSeq, a predicted model, not a curated record
AUAUAGACAGCCGACCCCGAGCGCACACACCGAGCAACAAAUCUAAAUGAAUUGUUCAUGAUCUGUGGUCGGUUAUCUCGUUAAACCAGCAGAAGAAAAGUCCUAGCGACGGGACAACUUAGUUCUGAACAAGAGGAAAACCCGUCAAAAUAAAGAGACGUAAAGAGGCGUUUACCUAAACGCUGAUUGGAUAACUUCGCCCGCAAUAAAUCACGUCUGAUUUGCCAUUGAAGCCGUUAAAGAACUUCCGGAGCAUUUUUCCACUUAGCGGAAGAAGACUGUAACUCUUGGAAGCAUGGCGGCGCCCGCACAGAAGAACAACAAACCAGGGAAACCUGUGGGAAAAGAGGCACAGCCUCUUAUAAUAGCGAAGACACCGGCGGAGGAACAGCGUCUGAAGCUGGAGAAGUUGAUGCGAAACCCGGAUAAACCUGCUCCGAUCCCAGACCGACCGAAAGAGUGGAACCCGCGGGCUCCGCCAGAGUUCGUCCGGGAUGUGAUGGGUUCCAGCGCGGGUGCAGGCAGCGGCGAGUUCCACGUUUACCGGCACCUCCGCCGCAGAGAGUACCAGAGGCAGGACUUUCUGGACAAGAUAUCAGAGAAGCAAAAUAAGGAUGACGAGUACCUGAAUAAACUGGAGCAGAACAAACAGUCAGCUGAAGAGAGGACGGCGAAGCGGCGGAAAAAGCGAGAGAAGCUGAAGCAGAAAAAGCUGCUGGUGAAGAAAGCUAAACUUGAGGCUAAAAGCAAGAAGGAAGAGGACAAGAGCUCCGACAGCGACGACGAAGAGGAGGAGGAGCAGGAGCAAGAGGAAGAUGAAAGAGAAGCUGAGGAUGAUGCAGAAGCGCCUAGCUUCAUCAUGGGGAAGAAAUGAAACUGCGAAUCUUAGACCGCUGUAUUCUUGUCAGGCUCAUUGCUGAUGGGACACCAGCGCUGCUUAGAGGCUUUGAGGAUGGAGAUUAUUUGGAUCUGAUCUGCUGCAAAGAUUAAAAACUUUGCCAUUUAUUAGCAGAGACACCACGUGGACUGCCUAGUUUAGUAGGCAGGAGGAUCCACAACGGGAAUGAUUGUCAGACACAUUGUUCACUGUAGUUAUUCAUUAUGCUUUGUUGUCAUAUUUUAGUAUGUCAGGUUUGUCUGCAGGGACAUUUUGAAUUGGCAUAAAGCUAAGAAUUCUAACGUGGGAAUAAUCUAUAAUUUAAUGUGUUAAAUAUUUUUUAAUAAAAUUGCAUAAUAAAACA